UUGGCAGUUGUUUGCCCAGCCCCCUUUUCCUUUCAUUGUCCAUGAGAUCAUAAUGCACCACAAACACACUGAAACCCAGCUAUUUACGGAGUGUUAGUUAUAAUCAAAGGAAGGAUUAUGGCUUCAGAAGCGAUUGAAUUGAAUGGAGAUGCUAACAGAAGUGAUUCAAGAGAGAUUCAGGAGAACCCAAAGGAAAAAAGGCAGCAGUCAGAUCAUCCCCGGCAGAGCCACUGGUCAAGGAACACCCCAAUUAACAUGAACCAUUACGCCAAUAAGAAGAGUGCAGCAGAGAGCAUGCUGGAUAUCGCGCUGCUGAUGGCCAACGCCUCCCAGCUGAAGAUCAUCCUGGAGCUGGGACCCACGUUCUCCUUAUACAUUCCUCUCAUCAGCCUCAUUAGCAUCUCCCUCAUCCUACAAAUCACUGUGGGGGUCUUGCUUAUCUUCAUAGUGAAGUGGAAUCUGAAUGACACGAGUAAACACUACAUACUGAAUCUUCUGGAGAACAUCGUCACAGCUCUCGUCUUUAUAAUCGUAGUAGUAAAUGUUUUCAUCACGGCAUUUGGCGUCCAAAGACCAGAGGACACGAAAUCAUAACUGCCAACAUGAGUUUGGGAUUUCAUACAAAUAUACAUAUAUGGACAUUUAUUAUCAAAGACCAAGCAAGUUGACAUGACAUAUUCAAAUAUGCCUUGUUUUGCAGAACUUUUUUUAGUCCCAAAAU
Carassius carassius (crucian carp) is the source of this 721-nucleotide messenger RNA. It is a transcript of the gene ninj1, whose product is annotated as ninjurin 1. Lineage: Eukaryota; Metazoa; Chordata; Actinopteri; Cypriniformes; Cyprinidae. The coding region runs from base 118 to 594 and encodes 158 amino acids. The transcript is spliced from 4 exons. Gene Ontology annotation, cellular component: membrane. Gene Ontology annotation, biological process: cell adhesion; tissue regeneration. The record is from RefSeq and is a predicted model, not a curated record.